Tetrahymena thermophila SB210 is the source of this 1896-nucleotide messenger RNA. RefSeq lists its product as hypothetical. The record is from RefSeq and is a predicted model, not a curated record. The transcript has 2 exons. Lineage: Eukaryota; Ciliophora; Oligohymenophorea; Hymenostomatida; Tetrahymenidae.
AUGGAAUUUUGUAAAGUGAUUUAGUUAAGGAGGAAAAAAAAAGCUUAUAAAUAAUAGAAAAGUGUUUUAUUUAUAUAAUAAAUAAUUAGAUAAACACCUCAUAUUAAUUUGAUUAAAAAUAAUAAAAGGAAAACAAAAAGAAAUUUAAAAAAUAAAGCAAGCCACCCUUGUUCAUACAUACCCUCUUAAAUUAUGGAAUACUCAGACUACGAUAGCCAAGUUGCCCUAAAUAAUGCUUCCUAAUUCAAUUAAAAGAUAGAGGAAUAGCAUAAGAAACAAUGUGAAAUAUAGCUUAAUGCUUAGAAAAAAGAAGUAGAAGAUAAAAUAAGCAAAGUGUUAUCUGAACUUGGAAAUAUGUCUAAAAACUCAAAAGAAGCUUUAGGUUUAUUUUAGCAACUUUCCCAAUUAUCUCCUUUGUUAACAGAAAUUGGUGCUUAAGUAAAAUGCGUUGGUGAUGAAUUAUUUUAUAAACUAUAUAUGCAAUACAGAAAUGUUUUUAAAGAGUUCUAAGAAAAUGUCAAUGAAUGCAAUGUUAUUAGUUAGCAAAGUCUUUAAGGACACUCAGACCCUUAAAAAAUGAAGCAAAUCAGGGAGAGUAUUAUAAAGAUAGCUAAUAAGCUUUCAAAUAUUAACAAAAACGUAUAUUAAUAAUCUCAGAGAUAUGUUAUUUGGGUAGAUUUUAAUGAUAGCAAAGAUAAUAAGUAAACUUUAAUUCAUAUCCAAAAAUUAUAUGAAACUUCGUUAGUUGUUAAGUUUUAUACAGAUGUUAAUAAAUUUAAGUAAGAUUACUCUAGCUAUAAGGGAUAGCCCAUCUUCCUUAUUUUAAGUGGAUAAGUUGCAAAUGAUUAUGCUUCUUCUGAUGGUAGAUUAUUCAGUUGGAUUAAAAAUGAGUGGUUGCAGAAAAAAGAAGAUAACAGAAUCAGAGGUAUUAUUAUCUACACAAGCGAUUAAGGUGUAAAGUUCUUGAAAAAUAAGUUUGAAUCAGAUGAAUCUAAAUUAGUUAAAAGAGUCACAGCAAAUACAAAUGAAAUGCUUGAAGUUUUAAGCGGAUUAAUAACUCCAAGUAAAUUCUGUCGUGUUAUAGGAAUAGAAGAGUUUUCAGCCCUCUUUCAAAAUAAUCUGAAAAACAAACUUACGAGAAUGCACAUAACUCCACCAACAAAUCCUCUUUCUUAUUAUAGUCCAUAAAAUUUUGACUAUUCAAAAAUGUUUAAUGAAGCAUACAAUACGAUCAAAAAAUAUAAAAUUAAUUUCUAACCUGAUGCUAUGAAAUUUGAUGAGGUUUUAGAUGAAAUUAAAAAAAUAUAUAGUAAAUAUCCAAACAAUGAACAGAAAAUUGCUUAAUAAAUGAUUUAUCUAUACUCCUUAGAAAAGAUUCCUUUUUAUAAACUUAUAAAUACUACUUUAAAUACUUUAAAUGAAGCCCUUAUACUUGUAAUGAUGCCUCUAAUUGAGCUAUUUUAAACAGCGAUCUUUAAAUUCGAUGAUAGUUCUUUUCCAGAAUCAAUUUAAAAAGGAUAACCUAAAAAAAUGUAUAGAGGCUCUUCAAUUCCUGAUGAAAAUUAUGAUUAAUUAAUUAAACCUAACGAAUUAAUAUGCUUACCUUCUUUCUCUUCAUUUACAGAAGAUAUUGAAAUUGCCAAGAGAUUUUUAAAAUUGAAUAAUUUUAGUGGCACUAAAGAGUGCAUAUUUGUGUAUGAACAUAAAAUGGGUAGUGCUUAGUUUGAUAUUAGACCUAAAUAUGUAAGUCCAGAAUCAUUUUUUAAAUAAGAGAAGGAAUAUAUAACAUAUCCUUGUGUAGCAUACAAAAUAUAAUCUAUCUAAUAAAAAGAAACCUAUCCUGGAUCUAUGGAGAAAGGAGAAUUCUAUAAUGAAAUCACUCUUAUCUUAAAUUGA